UGUUUCCUGUAGAGUUACAGGCUUUCUCAACAGGGUUGGUUUUGGCAUGCGUGUUUGUACUGACAAGGAAGUCUAUGUAAAACCGAAGUCGAAACAUCAGUUUCAGCUUUCGUUUUUAAACGCACAGCAGAAGGAAGAGUUCUUGUUUGUGGAUGCCAGGAGUCAAGACACACGUACGUGUAGUUGAACAGGCUGAGUUGAGCUGUAGAGCUGGGAACUGAACUUUGGUACAUCACUCGCACCUGUUCUCGUGUUUUCUUGGCCAAUAUUUUAUACUGAAAUUUAUACUUUGGCGCCGGUAACACGAAGCCAUGUUAUCCAGGAACCACCGUGGCACUUUAAUGAUCGUCUUCGUCUCCAACCUGCUCAAAGCAUUAUCUCUUGACUUGCGGGGCAGUGCAGUCACAACGACGCAGAGUUCUGUGCAUGAUCCUGACCCUCUGGACGCAGGAUUCGCCGUGGACCGAAACCUCGGUACCAUUUCACACACAGGCUUUGACAAUGAGGACGAACUAACGAACCCUUGGUGGAAAGUGGACCUUGGUGCUGUCUAUUGCUUGAGGAAAAUCACCCUGGUCAAUACGUUAAGUGAUCGUGACAUAGUUGUUGCUCGGCUCUCCAACAAUGUAAUUCGCGCUGGAAUGAAUUCGUACCAUCUACGUAACCCGGAGAUAGGACGGGUUAGAGAAAACCAGGCUAAACGUGGAGCAGUUGUGGAUUUCACUCCGGAGCCGUACGUCACUGCACGAUACGUUAGUGUAGAUAUCCCUGACAGUGGUCCACAAAUCAUAGUCCAAUUGGCUGAAGUCAUGGUGGAAGAAGUCACUAUGGAUACAAUGAAGGAUGCCACACGAACAGCCCUGAAUUUGGCUGGUCAUCCUAGUGACCAAAGCUCAACACGUAAUGACGGCGUCAUUACGUGGGAUUCCGAGAGAGCCGUGGAUGGAUCAUUGAAGUACGAUAGCUCCUCCUGUAGUCGAACUGAUGCAGAGUCAAAUCCAUGGUGGAAGAUAGAUCUGACUUCUGUUUACUGCAUAGAGAAAAUUGCCAUCAGGAAUAUUGAUAGUCUUAGACAGAGAACGAGAUUAAGCUUACAGGGGGCCAUUGUAAGUGCUGGCGUAAGUGAGACGCCUACUGAUGAGGACAGGUGUGGAUCUUCAGUGACCCAGUACCAAGCAUUGAUCAAUGACUGGAUUGAAUUCACCUGCGAUCAGUCCAGACUGGCACAGUUCGUGAGAAUCAAUAUUCCAGGAGAUUCCAAGGCUCUUAUACUUUGUGAGGUUAAAGUUUGGCCGUGUGAUCUCCAUCCAGCAGCUCUGAUUUUGACUGAUAAACCUGGUAAUCAAAGCUCAACAGAAGGAAGAUCUAUUGCUGGACUAGCUUUGGACAGUCUUCCAUCUGAACCUUAUUGUAGUCUCACAAAAACACAAAUGAACCCUUGGUGGCGAGUAGACCUCGAAUCAAGGCAUUGCAUUCAAACUAUCAGAGUUUGGACUUCUGCACAGGGCUCGAAUUUCCAAGAUGCUUCUGUACGAGCUGGCCUCAACGAUAAUCACACCAGAAAUGUCGCUUGUAAAUCUUCAGUCAGCCAAAACCAAAGAGCAGCGUACAUAGAGUUUACCUGUAAUCCGCCCGUACUUGCCCGGUACGUCAGCGUCGAUAUACCCGGUGAAGCGAGCCUUGGACUGUGCGAGGUGACUGUUGCUACAUGCAAAUUACAGAACGAUGUUAGCAGAGUGGAUUUCACUGUGGUUGUCAACCCUCCUUUGCUUGGUCUAACUGGAGACAACGAUUCAGUCAUCGAAGUCUUCAGAGAUCGUCAGGAUAUUGCAUCUAAUCUCUCAUUCGGUCGCCAAGUCACAACUGGAGGUGUACCUGGACUUCCGUCAGGUUCAGGCGAGAUAGUGGACCCAUCGUUGGGAUGUACAGUGAGAUUGCUUCAGUUACCAGAGGAAGGAGGUCUGGACAGGACGGGUGUGUUCUACGCAGAGGUGACCAAGAAUCACGUGACUACCAGGAUACAGACUGUUAUUCUACCGAAGGAUGUGAGCCGCGUUCAUAUACGUCCCAUCCAGCUCACACUAAGUGCAAAUAUCGGAGACUGCGUAAAGUUAGAGAUGCGGGAAGUAUUCCCCCCAAACAGAGAGUACAGGUGGACGCAGAAUGGUGGUGAAAUUAUGGAAUCUUGGAACAACCUCUUGAGUGUAUCGAUUCCUGAUGUAACCAAGGACCAUGAAGGGGUAUACAGCUGCUUCUCAUUAGAUCAAGAGGAUGAACAACUACAUGGGAUCAUGAGACUUAUUGUCCGAGAAUGUGCUGAAGGAAUGUGGAACCCUUCCUCGUGUCUGAAAACCUGCCGUCGAUGCUACAAUGGCGGUGUAUGUGAUGACAAGUCUGGUGCCUGCGUGUGCCCUCCUGGAUUUAGCGGAGAUAAUUGCGAGCAAGUUCAUGGUCGUCAUGUGUUUGGUAAAACUGCUGAUCAGCAAUGCUCCAAUAGCACUGAUACACACAACGAUGCUUGCCGAGGGCGUUUGUUCUGUCUACCAGACCCUUAUGGAUGCUCAUGUGCUGCAGGUUACAAAGGAUUAGACUGUAUGCAAGAUUGUGAAGAAGGGACGUUUGGUGCAGAUUGCAAACAGACUUGUCACUGUGCAUCAGGAGGGACGUGCCGUAAAGAUACAGGAGAAUGCAGCAUGGGUUGUGAGGCGACAUAUUUUGGAAGAAAUUGCCAGUGUUCAAUUCAAAAUGGCGUGCUUGGGCUUGAAGUGACGUCAGGCGACCCUCAUCAACUGUUCGUUGCGUGGCAACCAGAUCCAUGCGCCUCUGGCUACGACUUGACUACCAGGGACGAGUGUGAAGAAAUCGUGUCAGAGGAGUCGAUUCGGGAAGCUGCUUACUAUUUCGUAACUGGCCUGAAAUCACUACCUCUAAGCCAUAGGGUUUACAUACGGCCAGUGUACGAGGGUGAUGAACAAGGACCUGAGGUGGCCAUUCCACAAAUAACUGAGCCAACUAGAGCCCCAACUGAAGUAAAUUUCACCUCAGCAACACCAUACAGUCUGAGUUUCUCCUGGAGUAAGCCACCUUGUGGAAGCCGAGGUGGCAUCAUCACGGGCUACACGUACAAACUAACUGAAGUAAGCCCGGAAUCCCAAGUAGUCAUUCAAUCAGUGACAUCAGAGGAAUCGGUACUAAUCGAAGGUUUAACGCCGCUGACUGAGUACAGUUUUCAGGUUGCUGCCAAUACUACUGUGGGAGCCGGACCGUACAGUGAAGUGAGCGAAGUGAAAACAACCUUGGAAGAUCCCUGGAAUAGUUCAUCAUCGGUCAUUGGAGGAGUUGUAGCGGCUGUUUUGAUCCUGAUCCUCUUGAUUAUUGUCGCCGGUGUGCUCUAUAAAAGAAGAACUCAGAAAACGAAUCAACCUGGCGUUGUGAAUGGAGAUCCGGGAAGAAAGGACGUUCAUUUCGUACCAAAGCGGAAAACACCUCCGAAUUCCUAUGUUAACGACAGUGUGAUGGACGUGUGUCCGCAGCUGCCACCAUCAGUCAAGCAAACCCCAGACUCGUCACCUCGUCUUGCUGGCGCGUCUCGUGAAGACGUCAGGCAACCGGCAGUAGAUGAAGUAGAUGAAGAAUUGCCCUACGUUGAGCUGCCCGUGGUAUGUGAAGAAGAGCUAGCAGAAUACAUCCAACGCAAAGACAAGGCAGGCAAGAACGGAUUCCCCAUGGACUUCAAGACUCUUCCUAGCGGUGUGCUACACCCAGCGACGGUGGCGUCUAAACCAGAGAACAAGACCAAAAACAGAUAUGCCAACGUCCUUGCCUAUGACCAUUCUCGAGUUGUGUUGGAGCCCUUGGAAAAUGAGCCUCACUCCGAUUACAUCAAUGCCUGCUACAUUGACGGGUAUCAGAUGAAAGACAAGUACAUAGCAAGCCAAGGACCAAACAAAGGAUCUUUAGCAGACAUAUGGCGUAUGGUGUGGCAGUAUGACGUGGAUAAGAUAAUCAUGCUUACCAACCCAGUGGAAAAUGGCAAGAUCAAAUGUCAGCAGUAUUGGCCAAAUUCGGGAUUUACAACCUUCUCUGACAUCACAGUAACCCUCCUAGAAGAAGAUUCCUUCCUGGAGUACACAGUUCGAGUUUUCGAGUUAAACAAGGUAAUUAACAAGAAAGGAAGCCGUGUAGUGAAGCAGUUUCAUUUCAAAACCUGGCCGGACAUGGAACCCCCAAAGUACCCGACUACUUUGCUCAACUUCAUGCGCGUUGUGAACAAAGAGCACAACAAGGGCCGAACUGUUAUCCACUGCAGUGCUGGUAUCGGUCGAACAGGGACAUACAUCGCCCUGGACUCCAUGCUAGAUCAAAUGAAGCAGGAGGGACGAGUUGAUGUGCUUGGCUUCAUCUAUCGAAUGAGACAAAAACGAAAUAAAAUGGUGCAAACUCCUGAGCAGUACCGCUUUGUUUUCGACGGUCUGCUAGCAUCCUCUGUGAUUGGUCACACAGCGUAUGACAUCAUCGACUUCCGUAAGCAACUAACAGCUCUAAAAGGCAAGGAAAAGGGCGCAGAGGAAACGGGUUUAGAGAGGCAAUACGAGGCCCUGAGUAAGGUUAUGGCGAUGCAACGGAGUAGGGAAACAAAAACGACCCAAGCUGGACUGCGUCCUGAGAAUGUCAAGAAGAACCGAUUUCCGGAUUUCCCUGCAAUCGACAGUUCCCGGGUGUUUCUGAUGCCAAGAAUGUACGCAAAUGAAACCAACUACAUCAAUGCAACCUUCCUACCGGGUUACCGCAGGAAGAAUAUGUACAUCAGUACGCAGAUGCCUAUGCCUAAUACUGUAGCAGAUAUUUGGCGAUUAGUGUAUGACUACAAAGUGGGUUGUAUUGUCAUGUUGAACCCGCUGGAUCCGCACGACGAGACCAUGUGUCGCUACUGGCCAGAGGUUGAGGGCUCAGUGACUGAUUUUGGUCAUCUUGUUGUUGAACUAGUGGAGACAAAAGAGCAUAACUCCGUAACAGGUCGGACGUUCACCCUGUGGAACAAAGAUGACUCGUCAGAGGAACCCCGUACGGUUUGCCAGUUUGAGUGUUUAGACUGGCCCUCCGAUGAGGACACGCCCACUUCCUUGCAAGGAAUGCUGACUCUCAUGGGACUUACUCAACAGUGGCUCGACAAGGACACGCCCAUCGUGGCUCACUGCAUGAUUAGAAGUAGCAUGGUGUGCUACUCGCUGUACCCCGUGUAUCCUGGCCUACAGGCAAAAGAGAACUAUGCUCUGUGCUACGAGGUAUUCCAGUCAUAUCUGGAUUCCAAUGUCAUCUAUGCCAACCUUUAG
This is a messenger RNA of Acanthaster planci (crown-of-thorns starfish), 5333 nucleotides long. RefSeq lists its product as uncharacterized. Lineage: Eukaryota; Metazoa; Echinodermata; Asteroidea; Valvatida; Acanthasteridae. Gene Ontology annotation, molecular function: protein tyrosine phosphatase activity; protein binding. The record is from RefSeq and is a predicted model, not a curated record. Gene Ontology annotation, biological process: protein dephosphorylation.